This is a messenger RNA of Corylus avellana, 1025 nucleotides long. Its product is annotated as protein NETWORKED 3C. Lineage: Eukaryota; Viridiplantae; Streptophyta; Magnoliopsida; Fagales; Betulaceae. Gene Ontology annotation, molecular function: actin binding. The record is from RefSeq and is a predicted model, not a curated record. Gene Ontology annotation, cellular component: vacuolar membrane.
GACUAUCGAGGUCGUGCAUUUAAAACUACCAAAUCCAAACGUAAAUACACUCACACACGCUCGCACAUAGAGACAGAGGGAGAGAAGGAGACCCACCAUUGGCAUCUUCGUGGAGAAGAGCCAAAAGCAGAACCAGGAGUUAUCAGUGAGUGGGAAUGAUGAUGAAGAAUCAAUCAUCAAAUUGGUGGUGGCUUGACAGCCACAGCAGCACAAGGCGUUCACAAUGGCUUCAAUCCACUCUUGCUGAGCUGGAUGAGAAGACCAAGGCCAUGCUAAAAUUGGUUGAAGAAGAUGCAGAUUCCUUUGCUCAACGCGCAGAGAUGUAUUACAAGAAGCGACCGGAGCUAAUCAGCAUGGUUGAAGAAUUUUAUCGGGCUCAUCGUUCAUUAGCCGAGCGAUAUGAUCAACUGAAGUCGGACUCUGGCACUCGCCUCAUGACAACCUUGGGGUCCCCAUUUUCUUCAACUGAAACUCGACCGGAAAAGUUAAAGAGCAUGAUGGAUCAAACGGACGACAACUACUCGGAGACAUCUGACCCUGAAGAGUCUGUUGAGUCUGAAGUUGAUGAUCCUGAACAGGAAGAUGAAACUCAAGAUGAUCAAGUAAUGAAAGGAGAGGAAAUUCCAAGUAGGGCCAGCAACGAUGAAGUGAGGAAACUGACGGAAGAAAUAGAGAGGCUUAAAGAAGAGAACAGAAUUCAGAAAGAUGAACUAGUGAAGAAAGAUGAAGAGAAGAGAGAGGUGAUAAGACAGCUGAGUUUAGCUGUGGAUGUGCUUAAGGAUGAAAACGUGAGGCUGAGGAAAUGUCUUGCUAGAGACUCCUCUGACCCCAAGAAACGGAUUCUUUUUGAUUUCAACAAAUUUAAGGAGGCAUUUCUAGGGAACUUGUUUAGUGGAUCCUCGAAGCCAAGUGUUGUUGCUUUGUAGAGGUGUUUAUAUGUUAGUAAAGUAGUGUAGUUUGUAACACAUUCUACAGAGAUGUCUAUAUUAAGGAGAAUACCCUUCGAGCCCAACUUUGAAAGUUAA